AUGGCUCCUAAUCCUAGAUCAACAAAGGCCUCAUUGAUUUCAGUGGUUAUCAAUUUGUUCCCGACUGGUGCUGAGGAAUUUGUUUCCAACCCAAAAGCUGGUAAACUUUAUUGUGCAAAAUAUCCUGAAGACGAUAACUGGUAUCGAGCUAUUGUAGAAGAAGUAUUAGACAGAAAGGUUAAGGUGUUCUAUGUUGACUACGGUAAUAGAGAAGUGAUUUCUGUGAUUAGUUUGCGUGAACCUACUAAGGCCAACCCACAUAUUGUGACCUUACCAUACCAAGCAGUACUAUGUAGAUUAUCCGGUAUUCCUAUACAGUCUGAUGUAAUAGAGUGGAUGGGUCGUCUAUUACAACUGGUUACUGUGGAUUCUGACAUAACUAUCCAGGUUGAUCAAGAAGCUAAAGGCAAUAAUCCCAUUUGUGUGAGACUAUACCUGGGUAAGACAGAGACCAGUUUGAAUGAUAUACUAAUAGAUGAACAUAAACCAUCAGUUGUGGAUGGAGCAAACAUUCCACUUCCUGAUGACUCUGAAACAUCGUCGUUCACUGAGGAAUUUGCCUCCGCAAGUAAUACUAGUCUAAACAGUACUGAUCCUAAACUGGAAGCAAGCAUGGAAUCAAUAAAUUCAGAUAACUCAUACAUGGAUGAUACACUGGAGUAUCUUGGUAACCAUGGCGAUACUAAAGUUACAAAUGAAUCAACUGUAUUUGAAAGUGAUAAUGUACUAUAUAGGCUAUCUGAUUAUGAUAAGUUGCCGUUACCGCCACCUCUCUCCAUACCUGAUGUUGGUGAAUACAUGGAUCUUCAUGUAUCCCUAGUGACUGACCCAACUAAUUUUAUGUGUCAGCCGUGGAAUUCUUACGAUGAUUUUGACCAUUUGGUUGAAAGUAUGAAGACAUUCUAUUCAACACACGAAUGUACGUGCCCCAAAAUAAAGGAGGGUGGAGUUUACGCAGCAUUAUAUGAGGAUGAUGGUCUCUGGUACCGAGUACAGGUGAAACAUGUGUUAAAUGACUGCCUAGUUGCAAUAUACAUGCUGGAUCUUGGACACUAUGAUGCAGUAACCAAAGAUAAUAUGCAACCUUUGAUCUCAGAAUUCAGGAAACUACCAUUCCAAGCAAUAACUGCAUGUCUUGCAGGUGUGAAGCCACCUGGAAACCACACAAAUUUUUCUGAUCAAGCAACAAACCGUUUCUUUGAACUAGCCUAUCGCAAGGAAUAUGUUGCGCAUAUAGUUAACAAGAUAGCAGUAUCCCAGCGGGAAAUGAAGUUGGAGGUGGUCUUGAUUGACACCUCACAAGAAAAUGUUGAUAUCUAUAUUCAUCGUCUACUCAUUGAAGAAGGACAUGCUGUUGGUACUUCCGAAAAGAGGUGACGUAUUCACCGAAGUGAUACAGUUGAACCAAAUCACCGCUUGCCUUACUUUGAAAACAUAACGCCC
Saccoglossus kowalevskii is the source of this 1443-nucleotide messenger RNA. RefSeq names its product tudor domain-containing protein 7-like. Lineage: Eukaryota; Metazoa; Hemichordata; Enteropneusta; Harrimaniidae. Gene Ontology annotation, biological process: P granule organization; spermatogenesis; piRNA processing. Gene Ontology annotation, cellular component: P granule. The record is from RefSeq and is a predicted model, not a curated record.